AGCGCCGAGGGUGUCUGACGAGCUGCGGCCGAGUGGUGAAGUGUACGACUAGCGGAGUCAGUGGUCGUGCAGAAUCCGCCGAGCGGCAACACCUCAGCUCUAGCUCCCUCUGUCUCUGUCCGUUCGGCGACAGUCACCACUCGCCUGCCAGCCUGGAGUUCGCAGCGUUCGGCGUACUGAGCCACAGCUUCUCCCCGAGACCCUCCAGCCCCAAGACGCGACAACCCUCAGACAUGAUGGCCGUAGCUGCUGCCCAGAAGAACCGCGAGAUGUUCGCCAUCAAGAAAUCCUACAGCAUCGAGAACGGCUACCCGUCCCGGCGCCGCUCUCUCGUGGACGACGCGCGCUUCGAGACGCUGGUGGUGAAGCAGACCAAGCAGAGCGUGCUCGAGGAAGCCCGCCAGAUCUACAACGAUGCUCCAACUGACUCUGCUGAGGUAAACGAGGUUCAGGAGAAAGAUGUCCCUGCCGCAGAAGAAAUCGAGAACACAUCGCAAGAGGAAGUAUCCACAACAGAAGUGACCGAAGACUCUAGCGAGCCGCCCAGCGACGCCGUAGAGCCGCAGCUACAGGAGACACAGCCGGAGCAGCCCGUGCAGGAGGGCCACGCAGCCAGCGGCGAAGCAGAUGCGGAGAUGACUGAGGAAGAGGUGCUGCUCGCCAACGCGGCCAGCGAGAGUGCAGAAGCCGAGCAGGCCAUCCAGAAGGCAGCGCUCGUGCUGCGCAUGCGCGAGGGGCUCGGUUCUCUCGCCAGGAUCCUCAAGACCAUAGAGAACUUCAAGGGCCAGGUGUGCCACCUGGAGACGCGCGAGUCGCGGCAAGAGAGCGGCAGCCUGGACGUGCUGGUGCGCGUGUCGAUGACCCGCCAGGCGCUGCUCCUGCUGCUUCGCUCGCUGCGCCAGAGCGCUGCCCUCUCCGCCGUCACGCUCAUGGCAGACAACAGCGUCAGCAUCAAGGAUCCGUGGUUUCCGCGCCACGCCAGCGACCUGGACAACUGCAACCACCUGAUGACAAAGUACGAGCCAGAGCUGGACAUGAACCACCCGGGCUUCGCCGAUAAGGUGUACCGCGAGCGCAGGAAGAUGAUAGCCAACAUCGCGUUCGCCUACAAGUACGGAGACCCGAUCCCCCGCAUCGAGUACACGCCCGAGGAGACGGCCACGUGGAAGCAGGUGUUCCGCGCCACCAUCGAGCUGCUGCCCAAGUACGCGUGCGUCGAGUACCGACGCGUCUUCAAGCUGCUGCAGCAGGCCGGCAUCUUCACCGAGGAGCGCAUCCCACAGCUCGAGGAGAUGUCCAACUUCAUGAGCAAGCACACGGGCUUCCGGCUGCGACCCGCCGCCGGGCUCCUGACGGCGCGCGACUUCCUGGCCAGUCUGGCGUUCCGCAUCUUCCAGAGCACGCAGUACGUCAGGCACACUUCGUCGCCCACGCACACUCCUGAACCCGACUGCAUCCACGAGCUGAUCGGUCACAUGCCGCUGCUGGCGGACCCCAGCUUCGCGCAGUUCUCGCAGGAGAUCGGCCUCGCUUCCCUCGGCGCGUCUGACGCGGAGAUCGAGAAGCUGUCGACGGUGUACUGGUUCACGGUCGAGUUCGGCCUGUGCAAGGAGAAGGGCCAGCUGAAGGCGUACGGCGCCGGGCUGCUGUCGUCGACGCGCGAGCUGCUGCACGCCGUGUCGGACAAGCCAGAGCACCGGCCCUUCGAGCCCUCGCUGACCGCCAUCCAGCCCUACCAGGACCAGGACGUGCAGCCCGUCUACUACGUCGCAGAGAGCUUCGAGGAUGCCAAGGACAAGUUCAGGAGGUGGGUAGCUAGCGGCAUGUCCCGCAAGUUCGAGGUUCGCUACAACCCGCACACCCAGCGCGUCGAGGUGCUGGACUCCGUGGAGCGGCUGGAGGGCUGCCUCUCGCAGCUCAACCUCGAGAUGCUGCACCUCAACAACGCGCUGGCCAAGCUCAAGGCCAACUUCGCUUAAGGGACUCUCCUCGUGACCUCGUUUUCCCUGCACUUCACCACGUACUUAGCGUCCGCAUCGUCCCCAUCGUUGUGCCCAUUGUAUAGUUCCCGCUCGUAGCCCGCUGCAGAUCCAGCGCACGCUAGCUGUGCAGGAGAGACGGCUGCUACCGGUGACUGCUUCCGUCAGACGGGAGUCGAGCGCGCGUCUCUGUCGAGUAGUUGCGACGCUGGCGGGCGGCUCCGCGGCGCAGAGUGGCGAGUGUGACGUCCGUGCCGGAGGGCGAGCGCCCCUGUGGGUGGCGCCAGUCCGGUGCGGGCGCCGCAGCGCACACGUGCCGACGCGCCCGCCAUCUGUUAGCAAACUGCCGCUGCGAGUGACUACCGAGACGCGGCUCGCUGUCCACUAGCAACGCGUUCUCUGUGCCACUGAAAGGGGAUUCCCCGCAAUAAGAGAUGGGAAAUGGGACCAAGUGAGCUACGUACUAGUCUCGAGGCGUGGCUUCUGAGUGCGGCCUGCAGAUCGGCGGCGGAGGACGAGGUACGCGCAACUGUGCGCGGGGCCCUGACUCCACCCCGCGUAUCUGUUCAUGCGUAAGCUGUCCUUCCCGCUGUGCUGAAAGGCUGUGCCAGGAAGCGCCGAGGUGGGGAGAAGACUAUUCAGCAAGCCCGUCUCUCCUCUGCUGUAUAAAAAAAUAAAUUAGCUCGUCAUUCUCGCCGUCAUAUCCAUUUGUAAAUUGUAUAAAUGUAUCACAUCUUAUGUAUUGUAGCUGUAGAACUAUUUUAUUCUUGGGCGCUUGACCUCCUUCGUGCGUUCGAUCUAUUUAUCUCCAAAAUCAUUCCAGCUUUCUAACUUCUUUAGUGUGCUGUGUAGAGAAGUGUAAUUAUCUGGACUUAAACGUAGGCAGUUAAAUUAUGAUUCUUUCCUUAUCUACCAGGAGGGUUAAGCGUUACUGUGUGAAUGUUUUGUGUGUUUAUGCGUGUGAACAUAAAUGUUUACUGUUUAUAAUUUAAUGUUCUGUUUUUGUAACAAUUUUAUGGAAUGACAGUGUUUGGUUCUUGUCAAAUACUUCGUUGCCAUCUCUCGUAUGUAUUAUUUCACAUGGCAAUUGCACCAUAAUUACUGUAAACAAUGAAAUAUUUACUCACGCUAUAAAAUGCACGUGCACUAUAUCUUUGUUCCUUAGUGAACAGAUGUAAUUUCAAAGUUACAAAAUGUAUUCUUCCUUUAAACACCGCAUGUAGCUAAGAAGCUGUCAAAUGCUGCUUACGUGCUAUAGGUAGCUUCGUCUGUCACACUAUCCAAUGAAAUUAGAGGCUAUUACUGCAUGAAACAAAGCAGAAUUGAGACUUGCAGGUGUAGAGUUCUACGAUACCCUUAUCUGGUUAGAUUAUAAGAGCUGUUUUAUGCUACGUGCACUAAGUGUCCAAAUAUCUGCUAGUAUUCCAUGUGAUACGUAUGUACCUAAUUUAUCUUUGCAAAUAAAAUGCAUAUAUUUAA
This is a messenger RNA of Schistocerca serialis cubense, 3458 nucleotides long. RefSeq names its product tyrosine 3-monooxygenase (gene ple). Gene Ontology annotation, cellular component: axon; cytoplasm; perikaryon. Gene Ontology annotation, molecular function: tyrosine 3-monooxygenase activity; iron ion binding. NCBI's taxonomy places the organism in Eukaryota, Metazoa, Arthropoda, Insecta, Orthoptera, Acrididae. The transcript has 11 exons. Gene Ontology annotation, biological process: dopamine biosynthetic process from tyrosine. The coding region runs from base 234 to 1979 and encodes 581 amino acids. The record is from RefSeq and is a predicted model, not a curated record.